Molecule: messenger RNA, 2517 nt
Organism: Polyodon spathula (Mississippi paddlefish)
Lineage: Eukaryota; Metazoa; Chordata; Actinopteri; Acipenseriformes; Polyodontidae
Product: 5-hydroxytryptamine receptor 3C-like
Exons: 10
Coding region: 259-2304 (681 amino acids)
Biological process (GO): signal transduction; monoatomic ion transmembrane transport; nervous system process
Cellular component (GO): membrane; neuron projection; synapse
Molecular function (GO): transmembrane signaling receptor activity; neurotransmitter receptor activity; extracellular ligand-gated monoatomic ion channel activity
Source: RefSeq, a predicted model, not a curated record
AUUAAGAGCAUCCGGACGUUCCACGGAGACAAAAAAAAAAAUAUUCUCUGCAUUCCGGACAUUUGAAUACUGGAAGAAAAGAGCAACACAUAUUCCUUGGAGCUGCUUAUUUAUUAACUGAGACAUAAAGGUCGCAGGAUCCCGCAGUUUCAUUUGGGUUGGUUUUCUCUAGCUUGAGAGGCAGAGCUGUGUUGGUUGGAGUCAGGAUUGUGUCCCUCUCUGGAUGCUGUAGUCUCUCUCGGAGUGGGUGGAGUGGAGAUGGCAGCAUGGAACCUGCCCAGACCAGCAGCUGCUGCUGCGCUUUCCAUCAGGCUCAGGAGAAAGGCAAUCCUGGCACAGGUCUUCAUAGUGGCCCUUGGGCUGCUCCUACAAGGGGAGGCUGAUGCGGCUUUGACUCUGAAUUGCUCAAACCCGAAUGCAGAAUCGCUCCUUAAGGCACUGGAGAUGAGCGUCUUCCAGAGAAAAGCUAUUCGUCCCGUUGUGAGCCUUCGGAGCCCGACACAGGUCAACGUGUCCUUCACUCUCUAUGCCAUCCUGGGAGUGGAUGAAAAGAUACAAACAAUGACAACCUUCAUCUGGCAAGUCCUGGAAUGGAACAUGGAGAUUGUUGAAUGGGAUCCUGUGCAGUGUGGCACUGACAAUAUCUCCAUCCCAAGUGAAAAUAUCUGGGUGCCGGAUAUCCUGAUCAAUGAAUUCAUGGAUGAAGACAGAUCACCCAAGACUCCAUACCUGUACCUGAAACACAAUGGCAAUGUGUACUACGACAUGCCUGUCCGAGUGGUCAGCUCCUGCACCAUGGACAUCUUCACCUUCCCUUUCGACGUGCAGAACUGCUCGCUCAGCUUUGGGUCCUACCUGCAUACAGAGAAUGAUGUGCGUGUGAGUCUGGGCAUGACAGCUGAAAAGACAUUGCAGACAUCGAAAGCCUUGAUGAAAACCAAAGGGGAGUGGGAGCUGGUAAACAUUGAAGCUCGUGGCAGCUUCCUCAGCACCAUCGACCUCGAAUAUGAUGAGGUUGUCUAUCAACUGAUCAUCAGGAGGAGACCCAAGCUCAGGCAUGCUGUUUUUGUGAUAGUGUCCCCUGUUUCUCUGCAGCUGAUCAUCAGGAGGAGACCCAAGCUCAGGCAUGCUGUUUUUGUGAUAGUGUCCCCUGUUUCUCUGCAGCUGAUCAUCAGGAGGAGACCCAAGCUCAGGCAUGCUGUUUUUGUGAUAGUGUCCCCUGUUUCUCUGCAGCUGAUCAUCAGGAGGAGACCCAAGCUCAGGCAUGCUGUUUUUGUGAUAGUGUCCCCUGUUUCUCUGCAGCUGAUCAUCAGGAGGAGACCCAAGCUCAGGCAUGCUGUUUUUGUGAUAGUGUCCCCUGUUUCUCUGCAGCUGAUCAUCAGGAGGAGACCCAAGCUCAGGCAUGCUGUUUUUGUGAUAGUGAUAGUGUCCCCUGUUUCUCUGCAGCUGAUCAUCAGGAGGAGACCCAAGCUCAGGCAUGCUGUUUUUGUGAUAGUGUCCCCUGUUUCUCUGCAGCUGAUCAUCAGGAGGAGACCCAAGCUCAGGCAUGCUGUUUUUGUGAUAGUGUCCCCUGUUUCUCUGCAGCUGAUCAUCAGGAGGAGACCCAAGCUCUAUGUGAUGAACCUCAUAGUUCCCAGCACCUUCCUCAUGAUGAUCGACCUCUGCAGCUUCUUACUGCCAGCACAGAAUGUGGACAGAGCCUCCUUCAAGAUGACCCUGAUCCUGGGCUACACUGUCUUCCUGCUCAUCAUGAACGACCUGCUCCCCAGCUCUGCUGAAACGCCUCUUAUCAGUUCCUACUUUGCCAUCAGCCUCUCACUGAUGGUGGCCAGUGUCCUGGAGACGGUGGCCAUCACCAACAUCCUGUACAGCUCCAGGCAGUACCCAGAAGUCCCGCACUGGGUGCGCAAGCUCAUCCUGCAGUGCAUGGCCCGUGUGGUCUGCUACUCGCCAAAGCUGACCCACUGGCCAGACACGAGCAAGAACACUGUAUCCCUGAAUCAUGCUUUUCAAGGCGCUGUUCAUGAAGUAAAAGACCCCAGGGAGGUGGAUCUGCAGGGCAAGCAGGCUGAUCUGCAGGGCAAGCAGGCUGAGCUGCAGCUGCAGAAGAUCAGCGAGGACCUGCAGUGCAUCAGGCAGUACCUGGACAGCCACUUCCAUAAGGGCGAGAACGAGGAAGUCUGGAUGGAAAUCGGGCACAUCCUGGACCGCUUCCUUUUUGGGCUUUACCUGUUCUUUUUAAUGGUCUCCUCCAUCGUCUUCAUUAUUAUCUGGGCUACGUGGCAGACAGCCUCCACUGACUGAGAAUAGUCAGAGCAAAGAUCCCAGUGAAGACCUCCUAGUAGACCGAGUCUGUCACAUGGACUAUAGUAGUUUAGUUUAAGAUAUGUUAUAAACAUCAUCAGUCACGUAUCAGGAUAUUAGACAGUUAUAAAAGGAGGUAGCAAUGCUGCAGUUGUAUAUAAUGUGUACUGAGAGAGCAGUAAUGCUUUGUCAUUCGAAAGUCAAAUAAAGAUA